Messenger RNA from Galeopterus variegatus (Sunda flying lemur), 1113 nucleotides. RefSeq names its product protein YIF1B. The coding region runs from base 30 to 881 and encodes 283 amino acids. Gene Ontology annotation, biological process: endoplasmic reticulum to Golgi vesicle-mediated transport. The record is from RefSeq and is a predicted model, not a curated record. NCBI's taxonomy places the organism in Eukaryota, Metazoa, Chordata, Mammalia, Dermoptera, Cynocephalidae. Gene Ontology annotation, cellular component: endoplasmic reticulum-Golgi intermediate compartment; Golgi membrane; COPII-coated ER to Golgi transport vesicle. The transcript is spliced from 7 exons.
AGCGGAGGAUCCCUGUGUCCCAGCCGGGUAUGGCCGACCCCCACCAGCUUUUCGAUGACACAAGUUCAGCCCAGAACCGGGGCUAUGGGGCCCAGCGGGCACCAGGCAGCCUGGGCUACCCUGCAGCCUCCACCUUACCCCAGGCAGCCUUCCUGGCUGAUCCCAUGUCCAACAUGGCCAUGGCCUAUGGGAGCAGCCUGGCCGCGCAGGGCAAGGAGCUGGUAGAUAAGAAUAUUGACCGCUUCAUCCCCGUCACCAAGCUCAAGUAUUACUUUGCCGUGGACACCCUGUAUGUGGGCAAAAAGCUGGGCCUGCUCUUCUUCCCCUACCUGCACCAGGACUGGGAGGUGCAGUACCAGCAGGACACACCAGUGGCCCCCCGCUUUGACGUCAAUGCUCCGGACCUCUACAUUCCAGCAAUGGCUUUCAUCACCUACGUCUUGGUGGCUGGCCUUGCAUUGGGGACCCAGGAUAGGUUCUCCCCAGACCUCCUGGGGCUGCAGGCGAGCUCAGCAUUGGCCUGGCUGACACUGGAGGUGCUGGCCAUCCUGCUCAGCCUCUACCUGGUCACUGUCAACACAGACCUCACCACUAUUGACCUGGUGGCCUUCUUGGGCUACAAAUAUGUUGGGAUGAUUGGUGGGAUCCUCAUGGGCCUGCUCUUUGGAAAGAUUGGCUACUACGUGGUGCUGGGCUGGUGCUGUGUGUCCAUCUUUGUGUUCAUGAUCCGGACGCUGAGGCUGAAGAUCCUGGCAGAGGCUGCAGCUGAAGGGGUCCCAGUGCGCGGGGCCCGGAACCAGCUGCGCAUGUACCUGACGAUGGCCGUGGCGGCGACGCAGCCUCUGCUCAUGUACUGGCUCACCUUCCACCUGGUGCGGUGAGGCUGGCCCGGCCCAGGCCUCCAGCUGCCUCUCCUGGUGGCCUCCGCGCGCGCUGCCGCCAGACUCAUCUCACUCCGUCUCACGGCCGGCCGCUGGCCCCGGGUCCAGGCGCCGCCCCGAUCCUGAGACACCCCACCCCCACCCCAGAGAGAUCUUGAGCUGCACAGGCCGCCGCGCCCCGCCCCGCUGCGGCCGCUGUUAACAGAAACAAUAAACCCUGAUGGGCACGGCG